ACCGUCGGGGCCGGGGGCGGUGUUUUUUGUGCGCAUGCGCCACAUCGCCGCUCUUAGCUCCCCCUCCGUAACUGGUGGUACGCCUAGGUUCUCUCCUCCCUCUACGGUGGAAGGCGCCAUGCGAGUCGCCUCGUACGUGUCGUCGGCUCUAUGCGGCUACUUGGCUACGACCUAGGACAUCGUUAGUGCUUAGUGAUUGGACCUAGUGCUUUGUGUUGGACCUAGUGUUAAUUGAAUAAAGUCUUUAAGACUAGUAAACUUAAGCGUGCUGACAACUGGUAUGAGUGUGGCAUGGCCUUCGCCAAUGUUGGUCAAACUCACCAAUGCCACGGAGACACCUUUACAUCGGACAAUUACUGAGGAAGAGGGAUCAUGGAUCGUAUCUAUAGGAUUUCUAUGCACUAUGUUUACGAAUGUCCUUCUAGGCAUGUUAAUAGACUGUAUCGGCAGAAAGUAUUGCGUGAUACUCGCAUGUAUUCCAAAGAUGAUAGUCAGCAUUAUCUACAUAUUUGCUUCUGAUGUAUGGAUGUUAAUUUUGGGUCGAGCACUUAUUGGUGUAACUGACUCUUUUAUAUUCACAGUUGUGCCUAUUUAUUCUUCAGAAAUUGCUAGUAAAGAAAUGCGAGGUUCUCUCGGCACCUUCCUACAGAUAUUUUCAUCUUUGGGUAUUGUGGUCACAUUAUCGGUGGGACCAUAUACAUCGUUUACCACAUUUAAUACAGUCUUUGCUAUUAUUAACGUAGUUGCUGGUAUACCGCUGCUGUUUUUGCCUGACAGUCCAUUCUUUUUGUAUUCAAAAGGUAAAACAAAUGAAGCACACAACGUAUUAAAAGCUCUUCGCGGUAACGAUCAACUGGCAAAAGAAGAGAUAGCAAGUUACGCGUUAUCGACGGAUAAUAAAGUUGAUAAAAUUGCCUUGUUAAAGAAUAAAGCUUUCUUAAAAUGUUUAGCUAUAGCUAUGAUUUUAAGCGCUGGGUCACAGCUAGUUGGUUUUAACGCUGUAUCGUUUUAUUUGCAAACUAUUCUUGUAUCGACGAGGACAAAGGUAAAGCCAGAAAUAGCAUCAGUUAUUAUAGGUGUUAUACAACUUUUUGCGAGCUUCUGUACUACUGUUAUGAUGGAGAGGUUCAAAAGGAAACAGAUCUUAAUAUCUUCUUUACUCGGCAUGUUUAUUGGCUUGAUUGGAUUGGGCGUGUUUUUUAAAUUGAGUGAGGAUGUCGGGGUUCAAGGAUUUUUGAAUUACUUACCUUUAAUAUCACUUAUCCUCGUUGUAUAUUGUUAUAGUGCAGGAAUGGGAUCUCUUAUUUGGCUCCUGAUAGCGGAAUUAUUCGACGGACCGGCGAGAGCUUUUGGCGUUUCUAUAAGUUUAAUAAUCAACACAUUAUCUGUGUUUAUAACCACCAAGUAUUUCUCAACGCUUACUAUGGUUUUAGGACCAGCAGUGACAUACUGGUUGUUCAGUGGAUGUUGUUUGAUUACUUGUAUAUUUAUAUUUUACUGCGUACCUGAAACUAAGGGGAAAUCUUUUAGAGAAAUACAGGAAUACUUUGAAGGGGAUAUGACAAAAAAAGAUUUGGAAAAUAAUUAGAUGCAGAAGAUUUUAAAGAAAGAGUUGCAGUGGU
Papilio machaon (common yellow swallowtail) is the source of this 1622-nucleotide messenger RNA. Its product is annotated as facilitated trehalose transporter Tret1. Gene Ontology annotation, biological process: transmembrane transport. Bases 281 to 1588 code for a protein of 435 amino acids. The transcript is spliced from 7 exons. Lineage: Eukaryota; Metazoa; Arthropoda; Insecta; Lepidoptera; Papilionidae. The record is from RefSeq and is a predicted model, not a curated record. Gene Ontology annotation, molecular function: transmembrane transporter activity. Gene Ontology annotation, cellular component: membrane.